Messenger RNA from Lachancea fermentati, 1461 nucleotides. The record is from the annotation of a GenBank genome assembly. Lineage: Eukaryota; Fungi; Ascomycota; Saccharomycetes; Saccharomycetales; Saccharomycetaceae.
AUGUCAGAAACUUCAAAGGUUGAACAGGUGGAUCUGGUGCAGGCCAAUAUCCUGGCUGCGGGUGCCAACAAGAAGAGUGUGCGUGUUGUCAACGGUUUGGGUUCGCUGAUGGGCUCCAAGAACAUGGUGGAUGUGGACUUCGAAGAGGACUCGAACAUGGACUACUUGCUUCGCAAGGACCAAGAAGAGAAGGAAAAGUACAAGAACGCCAAGCACAUCUCUGAGAUGCCAUGGACGCUAAGUAACUGGCACUUGCACAUCAACUGGUUGAACAUGAUUUUGACCGUGGGAAUCCCAUUGGUGGGUCUUUACUUUGCCUUUUCCGGCAAGGUGCCUCUGCAUAAAAACGUUUUGCUAUUCUCGAUCUUUUACUACGUUCUAGGUGGUGUUUCCAUUACUGCUGGUUACCACAGAUUGUGGUCUCACAGAGCCUACUCUGGCCGCUGGCCUCUAAGGUUGUUCUUUGCCUUCUUUGGUGCCGCUUCCGUUGAAGGUUCCAUCAAGUGGUGGGGUCACUCGCACAGAAUCCACCAUCGUUACACAGACACUGUCAGAGAUCCAUACGAUGCCCGUCGUGGUCUAUGGUUCUCUCACAUGGGCUGGAUGUUGCUACAACCAAACCCAAAGUACCGUGCUAGAGCCGAUAUUGCCGAUUUGACCGACGACUGGAUCGUCAGAUUCCAGCACAGACACUACAUCUUGAUCAUGUUGCUCAGUGCAUUCAUCCUACCAGCCUGUCUCUGCUCUUACUUCUUCAACGAUUUCAAGGGUGGUUUGAUUUACGGUGGUAUCAUCAGAGUCUUUGCCAUUCAACAGGCCACUUUCUGCAUCAACUCGCUAGCUCACUACUUGGGUGACCAACCUUUCGAUGACAGAAGAACUCCUCGUGACAACUGGAUCACUGCAUUGGUCACCUUCGGUGAAGGUUACCACAACUUCCACCACGAGUUCCCAACGGAUUACAGAAACGCUAUCAAGUGGUACCAAUACGAUCCUACCAAGGUUUUCAUUUACGGAAGUUCUUUGAUUGGUUUAGCAUUCAACUUGAAAAAGUUCUCUCAAAACGCCAUUCAACAAGGUUUGGUGCAACAACAACAGAAGAAGUUGGACCGCAAGCGUUCUCACUUGAACUGGGGUACUCCUUUGACCCAACUACCUGUGUGGGACAAGGAAGAAUUCAAGAAGCAAAGCAAAGAGAACCCAGGUUUGGUUGUGGUUUCUGGUAUUGUCCACGACGUUUCCGGUUACAUUACUGAGCACCCUGGUGGAGAGGCCUUGUUGCAAGCUGCACUAGGCAAGGAUGCCACCAAGGCUUUCAACGGUGGUGUUUACUUGCACUCCAAUGCAGCCCACAACGUUUUGGCCACUAUGAGAGUUGCUGUCGUUAAGGAAGGUGUUGACGCUGCUGCCAGAUUUGCCGCUAGAAGAGGUGAAUCUUUGGAAGGCAAGAAAUUGGUGUAA